UGUCAGGUCAGAAAACUUCAGGAAGAACUAGCAGCUGAAUACGAACGGUAUCGAGAACAACAUGAUGCACGUAAACUUCUGAUUUCAGAUAUGAAUAAUCUCAGAUAUCAGCAAGAACAGUCAAAAGAUUCUCAUAAAGAAGAAGCUGAAGCAGUUGAGGACACAGUAAAACUGAAGCUCGCUCUGAAGGUAGCUCGUGAAGACCUUAAGGCACUGCAAGUGGAACUAAAUGCAAUGAAGGCAGAGUAUGGAGAUGUGAUUCCCAGAAGGGAUUUUGAGGCUUUGGAUAAGAACUAUAAUGAGCUGAGUGAAAAGAAUGAAAGCCUGCAGAAGCAGUAUUUUCAGAUGAAACAGGAGUACACCACUCUGUUAGAAGUUAACAAGCAGAUCACUCUCGAACGAGACAAGUUGAGUGCAGAAGUCGAAGUAUUCAAAACUAAAAUGGCAGGUGGCCUUUCUUCAAGUCAGUUGGAAAAUAUUCCAGUUGAAGCUGAUGAAGACUACUUUGAGGGACUGGGUACUGGAGAAGAUGUUAUUGUAUAUCUGCGUCAUGAUGGUCUAAUCAAGAAUGUGAAUUUAGCCAAGGAAAGCAUAACGAAAGUUCUUAAGGAAAUCUGGAAAGAAAAGAUGGCAGCAGAUCUCCAGAGUGGAACGAGGUCUAGCCUUCCUGAGUUUUUCUAUAACUUCCUCCAGAAGAAGUAUGGAAACUCUGCCCUGCUUUGGGCCUACAACAUUUAUUAUGGCUGCAGAAACCAUCAGAAGGAUGAAUUCAUCAGUUUGUUUUUCAGUAUUCUUAAUGGAAUUAUGGAUGAAAGUGUAUAUCACGGGCAGAUUCAACAUAUUGCACAUGUGCUGAAAGAACUGAACCAUCAUGACACAUCUGGAAAAGGGAUCCUUUCUAAACAGGAGUUCAGUCAAACUUUGAAGAAAGCCCUCCCUAAUAAGAAUGAAAAAUACAUAGAAGAGCUGAUUGCUGCUGCAACAUCCCAACUUGGAGAUGACAAUAAAAUUAAAUACAGUACCUUAUUUGAAGAGAAUGCAGAAGGCACAGCAGGAGCUUUUCUUGCAUUGCUGCAAAGUCAAUACACAGCAGAGAAAACGAUGUACCUUGAUGAAUUAAGAAAUGCAUUGGAAGAGAAAGAGGAGCUGACAGUAGCUGACCUAAAAAAGGCUUUUCAAAAAAUUGAUCCAUCAAUGGAUCCACAGACCUUGGCCACAUAUUUAGCUCAAGGUUUCCAAACAACAAAGGAACAGCUUGAUCAAUCUACUGCUGUGGAUACUGACACUGUUCUAGAUCGAUUACAAGCAAGUGACAUAAAGAGAGUAGGACCUUGGAAGUAGUACAAAACUUGGAGUUCUGAUGAGGACGGCCUUACAUAUGUUAAUAUUUUAAAAGUAAACUACAUUAUGACUGUUCACUUUGAACAGAGUCACUGUUCUUUAAUUUAAAAAAAUAUUAGACUACUGUUUUCUUGUUCUUUUGAGCUCCACAGCUAAGGUCUAUUCUAAUGUUUAUUGAUAGAAAAAGUGCUAAAGUUGAUACAA
This is a messenger RNA of Rhincodon typus (whale shark), 1545 nucleotides long. It is a transcript of the gene tsnaxip1, whose product is annotated as translin-associated factor X interacting protein 1. The record is from RefSeq and is a predicted model, not a curated record. Gene Ontology annotation, molecular function: calcium ion binding. Lineage: Eukaryota; Metazoa; Chordata; Chondrichthyes; Orectolobiformes; Rhincodontidae. The transcript is spliced from 10 exons. Gene Ontology annotation, cellular component: cytoplasm. The annotation marks the transcript as partial.